AUGUCUCGAUCGAACCCCCCUAACGCUGCGGGGUCCCGCAAGAUCUCUUUCAACGUGAGCGAGCAGUACGAUAUUCAAGAUGUGGUCGGUGAAGGCGCUUACGGUGUCGUCUGUUCCGCCAUUCACAAGCCCUCCGGCCAAAAGGUCGCCAUCAAGAAGAUCACCCCUUUCGAUCACUCCAUGUUCUGUCUAAGAACUCUGCGAGAGAUGAAGCUUCUACGAUACUUCAACCACGAGAACAUUAUUUCCAUUCUUGAUAUCCAGAAGCCCAGGAGUUACGAGUCAUUUAACGAAGUCUAUCUGAUCCAGGAGCUGAUGGAGACGGAUAUGCACCGUGUCAUCCGCACCCAGGACCUUUCUGACGACCAUUGCCAGUACUUCAUCUACCAGACCCUCCGAGCCCUCAAGGCCAUGCACUCAGCCAACGUUCUGCACCGAGACUUGAAGCCUUCCAACCUCCUCCUCAACGCCAACUGCGAUCUUAAGGUGUGCGAUUUCGGUCUUGCGCGAUCUGCUGCCUCUCAGGAGGACAACUCCGGUUUCAUGACCGAAUACGUCGCUACUCGAUGGUACCGUGCGCCCGAGAUCAUGUUGACGUUCAAGGAGUACACCAAGGCUAUCGACGUGUGGUCAGUCGGUUGUAUCCUCGCUGAGAUGCUUAGCGGCAAGCCUCUUUUCCCCGGAAAGGAUUACCACCACCAGUUGACCCUCAUUCUGGACGUGCUGGGCACACCCACCAUGGAGGAUUACUACGGUAUCAAGUCGCGCCGUGCUCGAGAAUACAUCCGAUCGCUGCCAUUCAAGAAGAAGGUCCCAUUCCGAACUCUAUUCCCCAAGACAUCGGAUCUGGCUCUCGACUUGCUCGAGAAGCUUCUCGCUUUCAACCCUGUUAAGCGCAUUACGGUGGAGGAAGCUCUGAAGCACCCCUACCUUGAGCCUUACCACGACCCCGAGGACGAGCCCACAGCGCCCCCAAUUCCCGAGGAGUUCUUUGACUUUGACAAGCACAAGGAUAACUUGAGCAAGGAGCAGCUGAAGCAGUUGAUCUACCAGGAGAUCAUGAGGAAGCCUUUAGAAAGACGAGCAGCGAGUUUGGAGAAGACAGAUAGACCACAACACGAAUCCAUGCAAGCAAUUCUUCGUGUAACUGUUACUGUCGUGGGCCAGAGCACAUCCUACAGUUACCCAGGUAUUCUUUUUAUCGUUAUGAGCUUUUCAGACCGCAACGACUCCCCCGAAACUCCCGAAUCCUCCGGCGCUGGUACGCCCGUCAACUCAAAUCGCGCCUCUGCCUCGUACAUCUCCAACAUGUGGACUGGUCUCAUUCGCCGCUUCUCCAGCGAGGGUUCAUUCCCUAGCCAAACCGACACCGCCUAUGAUGACGACUUCAACUAUCAUAACGGCAACGGCCACAACACGAAAGAUGGCAUAAACGGCGUCUUUUCUCCAGUGCGACGCAUUGCCAGUCCUAUGCGUCCUCCGCCGCUUGAUCCUCUUAUUCUUCAUGGUUAUCGUCCCGGGACGCCUUCGUCAGCCAAAUUGCUGAGUCCAGCGGUGGCGGAAGAGAUUCGGACCAUGGUUCCUGAGCGCUUGCGCAUCGUCGACGACUGGCAUCUUAUCUAUAGCCUCGAACAGGACGGCGCGAGCUUGGCGACGCUGUACCAGCGGUGUCGCCAGUUUGAGGGCAAGCGGGCGGGUUUUGUCCUUGUUAUCAAGGAUCUUGAAGGAGGGGUCUUUGGCGCAUACCUUUCCGAAUAUCCUCACCCCACGCACACGUAUUUCGGAAACGGCGAGUGCUUCCUCUGGCGAGCUUCAACUAUCACACCUCUCCCACCGCCUCCAUCGGCCGAUACGACGGAUCUCAACUCUCGAAACACAACCCUCGCUCCACCGCCUCCUUCGUCAGAAACUAACACGCCAACGCACUCCCGCGCACCGUCACCUACGCCUAGUGAAGCGGUGCGGUUCAAGGCAUUCCCGUAUAGCGGUCUGAACGACUUUUGCAUUAACUGCGAAACGGGCUUUUUGAGCGUUGGAUCAGGCGGUGGUCAUUAUGGGCUGUGGCUAGACAAUGGACUCGAAAAUGGCCACAGCUCAAGAUGCGAGACAUAUGGCAACGAGCCGUUGAGCGACGAAGGAACCAAGUUUGGUGUCAUCGGUGUGGAACUCUGGGUUAUGGGCGUAUGA
Fusarium coffeatum is the source of this 2187-nucleotide messenger RNA. RefSeq lists its product as uncharacterized. The transcript has 7 exons. The record is from RefSeq and is a predicted model, not a curated record. Lineage: Eukaryota; Fungi; Ascomycota; Sordariomycetes; Hypocreales; Nectriaceae. Bases 1 to 2187 code for a protein of 728 amino acids. Gene Ontology annotation, cellular component: nucleus; cytoplasm. Gene Ontology annotation, biological process: intracellular signal transduction; protein phosphorylation. Gene Ontology annotation, molecular function: ATP binding; MAP kinase activity.